GAUUCCCUCUCUCUCUCUCUCUCUCUCUGUUCCUCGCUGCUCCCUCGCUCUCAAAAUAAGUUAACUUUAAAAAAUAAAAUAAAAAAGAAUACAAAAUAAAAUAGCGCCUCCCUCCGGGGUGUCGUGUGAAUGACACGAGUAACAGGUCACUUCUUGGCACUUAGUAGGUGCUUCAUAAACGGCCUCCGUAGAAGGACCAGUCAUGCUUUUUACAGAGAGACGUCUCAAGCGUGCAGCCCGAUGAAUUGUUUCGUGCCCCCCUCCGGUCCAUACCUGUUCACAGGCAACAGCCACAAUUCCUACUGGGUCACUAUUGUUUGCUUUGCCUGGUCCUAAGCGUCGUCCUCCUCCCGGAAUUGUCCGGCCUGUCGUCUGCGCGCCCUCUCAGCACGUGGGCGGUAUCCCCCAUCGGGGUUGGUCUCCACCGCCGGGCAGAGAGGGGCAGCUGGCGCUUGAGGGUGCAUCUGGUACCUUCUCUGUGUUGGGACAGGCAUCCGUAGCGGUUUCCACGCGGCCGGGAGCCAGGCCUCAGGGACAGGCGAGGGGGCAGCACCUCAGGAGCGCACAGGAGCAGCCUCCGUCCACCCCCCUUCCUCUGGGAAGGAAGGAGCUGAGAAGUGGAUCGUGAGCCCCGGCCCCGGGGAGGGGGGGCCCGGACCAUCCACCGUGAAGAGCGGGAGCUGAUGCCAGGCCCCCAGGGGGCUGGAGGAGCCCCUGCCAUGAGCCUGGGCAAGCUGUCACCGGUUGGCUGGGUGUCCGGCUCGCAGGGGAAGAGGCGGCUGACGGCGGACAUGAUCAGCCCCCCACUCGGCGACUUCCGCCACACCAUGCACGUGGGCCGCGGCGGGGACGUCUUCGGCGACACGUCCUUCCUCAGCAACCACGGUGGCAGCUCGGGGAGCACUCACCGCUCACCCCGCAGCUUCCUGGCCAAGAAGCUACAGCAGGUGCGGAGGGUAGGGGCACCGCCCCGGCGGAUGGCUUCCCCGCCCGCACCCUCGCCUGCUCCGCCUGCCGUGUCCCCCAUCAUCAAGAACGCCAUCUCCCUGCCCCAGCUCAACCAGGCCGCCUACGACAGCCUCGUGGUCGGCAAACUCACCUUCGACCGCGACCCUGCCAGCUCCACAGACGGCCACUCCGGUUACGGCCCGGACUCCGGGUUCUGCACUAUCUCCCGCCUGCCUCGCCCGGAAAAGCCUCGUGACCGAGAACGUGAUAGUGCCUUCCCCUCCGAGCCCGAGCUUCGCCGCUCUGACUCCCUCCUGUCCUUCCGCCUGGACCUCGACCUGGGGCCAUCUCUCCUCAGCGAGCUGCUGGGGGUCAUGAGCCUUUCAGAAGCCUCUGCAGCUGAGACGACCCCAGCCCCUGCUUCAAGUUCCCCAGCCCCUGCUUCAAGUUCCCCAGCCCCUGCCGCCAGACCCCCAGCCCCUGCCUCAAACCCCCAACCACGUGGACACUGCCCCAAUGGGGUGACUGCUGGAUUGAGCCCUCUGGCUGAGGUGAGGGCCAGUGUGGUGGGAGAGUGUCCCCGUAUACCUGCUGACACGGCCCCUAGCAGGCACUGGGGAGCAGGCUGGGGGGGCGGCCAGGGUAGCCACCGCUAUACUGAGAUCGAUGCCCGGCGAGAGCUAGCGGGGGUCCUGCCCCAGGCUCGGGCUUCUUGGGAGAGCCUGGACGAAGAGUGGGGGGCACCCCAGGCAGGCAGCAGGGCCCCCGUGCCCAGCACGGUGCAAGCAAACACCUUUGAGUUUGCUGAUGCUGAGGAGGACGAUGAAGUCAAGGUGUGACCAGCUGGCCGUGGGCUCAGGACCCUGCCAGGGCUCAGGGCACUGCCCAUGAACAGUGCAGAGCCAGCACCGAAUAGCUAGGUCCUGCCCACGAUAGAUGGGAGAACCCAGUUGCCCCCAAGCCCCUCCACGCCUCUGCAGGACAGACAUGGGAGGGAGGCCGGAGGAGACCAGGCUUGUUCUGGGACCUGGGUGUUCCCGUGGGCCCUGCUGGGCUGCAUUACCUAGCCCCUUGCCACUCUGGACCCAGGGCCGUUCCUUAGGCUCACCCCCCACCCUCUGCCAACCCCACUGGCUGGAGAGCCCAACCUCACAGUAUAGCCUUUGUGCUGGAAAAGCUGUCCUUGCUGGGGGGGGGGGGGGGGGGGCGGGGAGCAUACCACACAGGGCCUUUGUCUCCUCUCCCUAAGGGACGUCCUGCCCCAGCUCAUCCCAGAGCUGCCCCCAGCAGGGUCCCUCCUGCACCCCUCAGAGCCCCAGCCCUUGCUAAGGCUGCUUCCCCAACAUUCCAACCCCAGAGAAAAGUCAGGUGCGACCUCACAGGGGAGGAAUCCCACCUUCCUGUGCACCCCAGACCUGCUUCUGGGUCCUGAUUAAAAAAGGCUUUUUGAUAAAA
This is a messenger RNA of Acinonyx jubatus (cheetah), 2403 nucleotides long. It is a transcript of the gene CDC42EP1, whose product is annotated as CDC42 effector protein 1. The record is from RefSeq and is a predicted model, not a curated record. NCBI's taxonomy places the organism in Eukaryota, Metazoa, Chordata, Mammalia, Carnivora, Felidae. The transcript is spliced from 3 exons. Bases 684 to 1787 code for a protein of 367 amino acids.